AUGUCCCGUUUCCGAUGUUGCGAGCCCAAUGAAUAUAACGGCGCCAAGUACCGGUUCAUAACCACGGAUAUGUUUGGAGAAGUCCUUCAGAAGAUUCUGGACCGGCAGGGCAAGAUGCCUGCAUCGAAAACCACAUCCAGCCUCGGCAUGCUCGUGAUCGACGUUUUGGAGGGUGUCCACAGCUACGAGCCCAUCCACGCCGAUGUGAAGGCACACAGCCGGCUACUUGUUUUCGGCGAAGGCAGUGAAGACAGGAUGUAUCUCCUGGACUUUGGUUUGGCCUGUCGGUACACGCAAAAUGGCAAGCCCAAGGAAUACAAGGAAGAUUUCAGGAAGGCGUACGACGGCACCACCGAGUUCACGAGUCGGGACGCCGACAUUGGCGUGCACUCGCGAAGGGCCGACAUGGAACGCCUAGGAUACAAUCUGCUCCGGUGGCUUUGCUGCCGAGGCAGUUUCAGGAGCAAGGCAGUUUCAGGACCUGUCGUGGCUCUGUGGCAGAAUACCUGA
This is a messenger RNA of Rhipicephalus sanguineus (brown dog tick), 510 nucleotides long. RefSeq names its product serine/threonine-protein kinase VRK1-like. The record is from RefSeq and is a predicted model, not a curated record. The coding region runs from base 1 to 510 and encodes 169 amino acids. NCBI's taxonomy places the organism in Eukaryota, Metazoa, Arthropoda, Arachnida, Ixodida, Ixodidae. Gene Ontology annotation, biological process: peptidyl-serine phosphorylation; signal transduction. Gene Ontology annotation, molecular function: protein serine/threonine kinase activity; ATP binding. Gene Ontology annotation, cellular component: nucleus; cytoplasm. The transcript has a single exon.